AUGCGAGUCCGCACGACGUCGGCGGCCGCUCUUCGCCUCUUCUCUUCGGGGCCACUCGCGCGCAUCGAGAGCAGGCAAUUCCUCUGCAGCCAAUGCUUCCAGAGGCAAACUGUUCGCCGAGCCUCGUCGAAUCCUCGCUCGAGAACACACCUUGCCGCUUGCCCAGCACAAAGCGCACGCGCACGACUCUGCCUACGUUCUCGGUCGUAUGCGACCAUCGCUGAGGGCUACACGGCGAAGGCGAGCAUAUCAGACAGCCAUGGCCCCAUACAAGAGUACGACAGGCGAGUAGCGGAGGGCCGAUUACGCGAGGACGAGCACCAGCGGGGCAUCAUUCAAAGCCUGCAGCAUUUGCACGACGAGCUCGUGCACUAUGAAGCACGCCCCGUCAUACAUCCCACGAUCGAGUCGCUGAAGCCCUCCAAGUCUCUCUUUGGCUGGCUUGGCUCGAAACAAGGCAAGACGCCGAUACAAGACAUCCCGGCCGACUUACCUCACGGCUUGUAUCUUUAUGGCGAUGUGGGGAGCGGCAAAACCAUGCUCAUGGAUCUUUUUUAUGAUACGUUACCCAAAGCGGUCAAGUCAAAGACUAGGAUACACUUCCAUAACUUCAUGCAAGAUGUGCACAAGAGGCUUCACAAGAUGAAGAUGGAACAUGGAAACGACAUAGAUGCCGUGCCGUUUGUCGCUGCAGAUAUAGCGGAACAGGGAAAUGUGCUGUGCUUCGACGAGUUUCAGUGCACCGACGUGGCAGACGCCAUGAUCUUGCGGAGACUGUUGGAGUCUCUCAUGUCUCAUGGUGUGGUCUUGGUCACAACUUCCAACCGAGUCCCGGACGAGUUGUACAAGAACGGGAUCCAACGAGAAUCCUUCAUUCCGGCGAUCAACCUCCUGAAGGCGCGGCUUCACGUGAUCAACCUUGAUUCGCCAACCGACUACCGAAAGAUUCCCCGGCCUCCGUCCGGAGUCUACCACACACCUCUGGAUGCCCAUGCUGCAUCUCAUGCUGAAAAGUGGUUCCGUUUCCUCGGAGACCCUGAGUCCCCCGAAGCUCACUCAGAGGUGCAGAGAGUUUGGGGCCGAGAGAUAUACGUCCCUCGAGUUAGUGGUCGUUGUGCAUGGUUCACCUUCAAGGAGCUCCUUGGCAAGGCUACUGGUGCUGCCGACUACAUCGAGCUCAUGCGAAGUUAUGAUGCCUUCAUUGUGACCGAUGUUCCGGGUAUGACGUAUCGCGAACGCGACCUAGCUCGACGAUUCAUCACGUUCAUCGACGCUGUGUACGAGUCACACGCCAAGCUUGUAUUGACGACAGCGAAGCCUCUAACUCAGCUUUUCGUGUCGGCCCAGGAGAUGGAGGACUCGCUAAAGAAAGACGAAGGGAAAGCUUCUGAAAACGAAAGCCCGCGAAGCGAGUCUGUUCAUGAUACCAUGCAGUCUGCUAUGGAGGACGUGAAUAGCAACAUCGAGCAGCUAAAGGACGCCAAUGUUUUCUCUGGUGACGAGGAAAGAUUUGCUUUCAUCAGAGCCUUGUCACGAUUAACAGAGAUGGGCAGCAAGGAAUGGGUCGAGAGGGGCAUGGGUCUGGAGGGUUCUGGAGGCAAGAAAGAUCGGGAUGAUUGGGCAAAGGUUCGCAGUCGCCAAGCGGAAGACAGCAUGUGA
Messenger RNA from Neoarthrinium moseri, 1659 nucleotides. RefSeq lists its product as uncharacterized. The transcript has a single exon. Gene Ontology annotation, molecular function: ATP hydrolysis activity; ATP binding. Gene Ontology annotation, biological process: protein quality control for misfolded or incompletely synthesized proteins. Gene Ontology annotation, cellular component: mitochondrion; cytoplasm. The record is from RefSeq and is a predicted model, not a curated record. The coding region runs from base 1 to 1659 and encodes 552 amino acids. NCBI's taxonomy places the organism in Eukaryota, Fungi, Ascomycota, Sordariomycetes, Amphisphaeriales, Apiosporaceae.